AUGCAUCGCGUAUUAGGAACCAGUGAGUGCAUAGCAAAUUAUCUGGACGGUGGUUUUAUGCGCUCCGUUUGGUGUUUGUCGCAUACCAGUUCACUGUUUUUAUUGCUAAUCGCAUUAUUUUUCCUUACUAAACCAAUCUGGUUACUUUGGCCAGCACUUUUGAUGCAAUCAUCAUAUGCUCUUGGGUUAGCAGUGUUAACGAUGGCAACAGCGCCGAAGAUGCUUGACGCAAUGAGUGGUAAGGUGGAUACAGAAUUCGGUGCCGCAUUUGCUGUUUACCUGAUGGGCUUCAUUUCCAACUGGCUAUUCACAUUUGUCUUGUGGCAUCAUUACUGGUAUAUUGAGGAGAAACUGAAAACCAUUUCUUCCAAGCGUGUUUCAGCCGGUUAUAGCUUUUAA
Loa loa (African eye worm) is the source of this 399-nucleotide messenger RNA. RefSeq lists its product as hypothetical. The transcript has 2 exons. Bases 1 to 399 code for a protein of 132 amino acids. NCBI's taxonomy places the organism in Eukaryota, Metazoa, Nematoda, Chromadorea, Rhabditida, Onchocercidae. The record is from RefSeq and is a predicted model, not a curated record.